GAGGCUGGUGGGACUGCGAUGGCCUCUGGUUGGGUGAGUGGAUGAGAAUCUGUCUAUUGAACACACCAAUAGACGAAUAUCCAGUCGAUUCCAGCCCAGCCAACGUAAUAAGGGUCGGGUGGGUGAUGUGAGAGAGGGAAGUGCCCGGGAGAAGGACAGAGAAAGUGAGCGAGUGGAGAGAGCGUUCGGGAGCGAGAGAAGACGUGAGAGAGGGGGGGGGGGGGAGAAUGGAGGGGAAGAGAUGGAGGGGCAGCCCGUCGACCCGUCCGUCACCCGUGGGCCGUCCAGUUGGUGUUGGGCUGAGAUGGGAAAGUGCAAUGCUGCGUAGCGGGCAGGACCACACAGCGCUGUUGCCAAAGCAGAAACAGCAGAAUCAGGGCAGGGCGGCAGGUGGGCUGGUAAUAAUGUCCAUGCCUUCCUACCUUCCUACAUAUCCUAGCCUACCUCUCCUCUACGGUCUCCCCUACUGUGGUAGUCCGCUUCUUCGGACCUCGAUGAUCAUUCUGAGGCAUCCCCCUGAGCCUUUCCCUUCCAUGCUGACCAGGGCGCAAAACAUUGAUGGAUGGGACGGGAUCGGCCAGACCUCGUUUUCUGGGUCCGGUCUUGUCAGUGCCCGCCGCCCAGGCCACGACUUGCAAAGACUCCAGACGGUCAGGCCAAGGUCAGCGGACGCAAAAGGAACUGCUAUUGCAGUACUAAUGUGCAGCGAGCCACGGAUUGUCGAAGGGUGUCCCAUGUCACCAUCACAUUCUGACCCUCGACCGCCCACGCUGCUACUACUAUGUAUAUCCAUCCAGUCUCCAAAGCGUUUGGACACGACCAGGGCACAAAAGAAGGCAGGUACCUAUAUCUAACCCAAAUGGAGGCGCCCUUUUCUCAUCUUUUGAUAGCAGCCUACCUUACCUAUACUUCUUGACAGUCUGCGACCCGAACUGCCAUAUGCUCGCUCCUGGCCUAUCUGCUUUCGAAAGCUUACCGUGGGGCUAG
Messenger RNA from Colletotrichum acutatum, 987 nucleotides. RefSeq lists its product as uncharacterized. The transcript has a single exon. The record is from RefSeq and is a predicted model, not a curated record. NCBI's taxonomy places the organism in Eukaryota, Fungi, Ascomycota, Sordariomycetes, Glomerellales, Glomerellaceae. Bases 228 to 854 code for a protein of 208 amino acids.